GAAAUUCCCUUUUUGUCCCUCUUUUCGCCGACAAUUUCGAUUAAGCCCUUCUCGAUCUUCUUCCUUCGGUCGGAUGGAAUCUUCUCCGGCUUCGUCUUCGUCUCCGACGCCGGUAACCGAUUCGUCUGCUGAUACUUUAGCGAAAGAUCUGCAAAAUCAAAGUCUUGGAGCUGUUGAUGAAGGUGGUAAGAUUAAAAGGAAGCUCGAAGAUUUUAACUGGGACCAUUCCUUUGUUAAGGAAUUGCCUGGUGAUCCCAGAACCGAUGUUAUCUCGCGUGAGGUAUUACAUGCUUGCUAUUCAAAAGUUUCACCAUCAGUAGAAGUGGAUGAUCCUCAGCUUGUAGCAUGGUCUGAAUCUGUUGCAGAGCUAUUGGAUUUGGAUCCUAAAGAGUUUGAAAGGCCAGAUUUCCCUCUCAUGUUGUCCGGUGCUAAACCUUUACCAGGAGCAAUGCCUUAUGCUCAAUGCUAUGGAGGACACCAGUUUGGCAUGUGGGCUGGACAACUAGGUGAUGGACGUGCCAUAACUCUGGGAGAAGUUUUGAACUCCAAAGGUGAAAGAUGGGAACUUCAGCUUAAAGGUGCGGGUAGGACUCCAUAUAGCCGUUUUGCUGAUGGGCUUGCAGUGCUCCGUAGUAGCAUCAGGGAGUUCCUUUGCAGUGAAACUAUGCAUUGUCUUGGAAUCCCUACCACGCGCGCCCUUUGUCUUCUCACCACAGGUCAAGAUGUCACUCGCGACAUGUUUUAUGAUGGCAAUCCGAAGGAAGAACCUGGCGCAAUCGUUUGCAGGGUUUCUCAGUCAUUUAUCCGCUUUGGGUCAUACCAAAUACAUGCUUCUAGAGGAAAAGAGGAUCUUGACAUUGUUAGGAAGUUGGCAGACUAUGCCAUUAGACAUCAUUUCCCACAUAUAGAGAGCAUGGAUCGAAGCGAUAGCUUGUCUUUCAAAACCGGUGAUGAAGAUGAUUCGGUUGUGGAUCUAACUUCCAACAAGUAUGCAGCAUGGAUCGUUGAAAUUGCUGAGCGUACAGCUACCUUAGUUGCAAGAUGGCAAGGUGUAGGUUUCACCCAUGGUGUGCUCAACACUGACAAUAUGAGCAUUUUGGGUCAAACCAUUGACUAUGGCCCAUUUGGGUUCUUGGAUGCUUUUGAUCCUAGUUACACCCCGAACACGACAGAUCUCCCAGGAAGAAGAUAUUGUUUUGCAAAUCAGCCUGACAUCGGCUUGUGGAAUAUUGCUCAAUUUUCUAAGACUCUGGCGGUUGCUCAGCUGAUAAAUCAAAAGGAGGCGAAUUACGCCAUGGAAAGGUACGGUGAUAAAUUCAUGGAUGAGUAUCAAGCCAUAAUGUCAAAGAAGCUUGGUCUUUCCAAGUAUAACAAGGAGGUCAUUAGUAAACUUCUGAACAAUAUGUCUGUUGAUAAAGUUGAUUACACAAACUUCUUCCGGCUUCUUGCAAAUGUAAAAGCAAAUCCCAACACACCUGAAAAUGAUUUAUUGAAACCCUUGAAAGCUGUGCUCUUGGACAUCGGAAAGGAGAGAAAAGAAGCAUGGAUCAAAUGGAUGCGAAGCUAUAUACAAGAGGUGGGUGGUAGUGAGGUAUCAGAUGAAGAAAGAAAAGCAAGAAUGGAUUCAGUGAACCCAAAGUACAUUCUGAGGAACUAUCUGUGCCAAAGCGCAAUAGAUGCAGCUGAACAAGGCGAUUUCUCAGAAGUCAACAAUUUGAUCCGUCUAAUGAAACGGCCUUACGAGGAACAGCCGGGGAUGGAGAAAUAUGCUCGGUUGCCUCCAGCCUGGGCUUACAGGCCAGGCGUCUGCAUGCUUUCUUGUUCCUCCUAGUUCUCCUUCCUGCUUUUGUUUUGCCAUUUAUAGAAAGGAAGAGGAUAAAGUAAUACACUCUUAUAUGUGUAUGGCUGUAAUGCUUUAAAGAAACAAGAAAAACUUUGAUGUUUUCUCUAUUUUGUUUUUACAUUGAAUAAAGAUUUGAGUACAUA
Messenger RNA from Arabidopsis arenosa, 1986 nucleotides. The record is from the annotation of a GenBank genome assembly. Lineage: Eukaryota; Viridiplantae; Streptophyta; Magnoliopsida; Brassicales; Brassicaceae.